ACCCUCCAUGAGCCGCGCAGCCUGCUGGGACUCUUCAACCGAACCUUUUACGCGGUCACUACCUCCCCUCAUAUUGACCUUUUUACCCUUACCAUGUAAAAAAGAGGCGCACCGAGCAAAGCGAAAAUGAAGAUUGUGGAUAAGCCAUCAACAAGUCCUUUCAACUUUUUCCGCACUUUGUGACUCCCCGGAGCCACCUGCGCGCGCAGAAUGAGGCGCACCUUUCGUUUUUAGACCCCGAGGUUGUUGACAAGUCUGCUCACCUGUUUUGUUUUGGUUCUUUGGCGGCGAUGGGCUCCCUCAUUAGGACCCCGGCCACUCUGCCCGCUUGGAAAACCACGUUUUUACUUUUAAACAUCAUCUCAGCCGCCUGGACCAAAAGGCACGCGGUGUUUUGGAACUCCACCAACAACAGGUUGACAACAGGGGCACUGUCCAUCCAGGUGAGCCUGAACGACUACCUGGACUUCUACUGCCCGCACUAUCCCACCAAGCAGUCCCUGGGCGCCAAGGAGCCAGAGACCCUGGCCCUCUACCUGACCGAGGAGGCGUCUUUCCAGGGCUGCGUGGAGAACAAGGUGGCCAUCAAGCGGUGGGAAUGCAACACCCCCGACGCCCCUUUUGGACCUGUGCGCUUCUCGGAGAAAGUCCAAAGAUUCACCCCCUUCUCUCUGGGAUUUGAGUUUUUGCCAGGACACCACUACUAUUAUAGCUCUCUCCCCACAGAUGAAGGGCCUCCACUGCCGUGUAUGAAGCUGCGUGUCACCGUGUGCUGCGAGAGCGCAUCCACAGGCUCCAAGCAAAAACAUGUGACCAAGCCCUUCAAUCGCGUUUGCCCGUCGAGGACGCCGUCGCUUCCCUUCCUCCUCCUCGCCCUCCUGCUGACCACCUGACCUGCUCGCACCCGGUCACCGGCGAGACGACGCUCCGAUUGAAAAAGAAAAAAAAGGACAGCGAGAGACGAUCCACGCGGUCCCGAUGCGUGCCGAGAUCGUGCCGACGGGCGUAUCGCACAUCGCCUUCACUCAGGGCCAAGCAAGAGAAUCCAUCCCAUUAGGAUCAUUGAUAUCACUAAUCAUCGCAUAGUAUCAUACUCGACACUUCAUUUUUGUACAGUCAACAAAAACACGAUAUCAUCCCCACUGACUUUUGAUAUCGAUACUAUGGAUAUUUGUAUCACCCAGCCCUCUUUUACAGGACUCUAACCCUACUAGGUUAGUGGGUAUUGUGCAGCAUCAAUACAGCUACGCCCCCUGCUGGGUUCUAACUGGUUCUACUGGAAUGGCACCGGUUUGGUCCCUCCAAUAGGUCUUUUGUAUUAAUAAUAACAAAGACGAUAAUAAUAUGCUUUGUCCUCCGAUCAGAGAGGACAUAAUCCCCCCUGUGCUGCCCGCCAGGGGGGAUUGUGGGUAAACUGAACAGUCAUCUAUUGUCUUCACUGCGUUAGUUAACAAGCGCUGCCAAAAUAUGCUUAAUAAUAAGUGUUUCAUUGUUUUAGUAACAACUUUCCCUUCGAAAUGUGGCUUCUCACACUACUUGUGUUUAUACAUCCAUGUAAACACAAACAGGUGCAUCUCAGGAAAUGAGAAUAUGGAGCAAAGGUCAUUUGAAUUCAGACUAUGAGGCCAACCAAUGUUUUUGCAGGCUUUAUAUCAUUCAACUGUUUUUUUUAGUAAAUUCAUGAGAAAAAAAAUUACAAUUUUUUUUUUUUUUUACAAUAAAGCAAAAAUAAAGAGUUUACCAAAUUUUAGGUUUGCACUAACCGAAGUUUCAUAAAAUUAAAGAAAUAAAAUCCAACUAUGAAAUAAGUAGCAGUCAACAUUUCAUUUAAUUGCAUGAAUUGCGGCAUCUUUCAACCAGCACUGUAUAUUAGGCAAUGGGGGGGGGAAAAUACAUAUAAAAAAUAAUAUUGCGGUGAAAAAAAUUUGUAUAUUUUCUUAAAUAACUAACUGUAAAAAUCUGUACAAAAACAUUGUAAUCCAUCUAAGUAAAGCUUUUAAAAGCAUGGAUUAUAGUGUCUAAACUAUUGAGUGCUACUGUAUGUAUGAAGUAAUGAUAUUAGGGAGAAUAUCCUAGCUGUAUUAAAUUUAUUUCGACAAUCUAGUCCAGGGAGGAAAAUCAGUGACUAUUAAAAUCAAGGCAUUAAGAGGAAAAAAUAAAGCCAACUUCAGAUUGCUUUCUUGGUCUUUUUUUGGCCAAAAAUAGAACACACACAUUCUGAAAAUAUUACAAUAAAAAUAUAGAAAAAAUUACCGGCAGGGGUAAAGUUUAGAUCCAUGAAGGAAUGAAGAAAGUGGAUGAAUGUUUAUAGCUGAAUAAAAUAAAUUAAUAACAAUUAUUUUUCUUUUGUAUAAUUUUUUUUUUUGUGAAUUAAGUAAUGUUUAUGACAACUUUUUUUCCAAAUACUAUAUGGAAGGUGAGAUAUAACAGGAUAAUGCAUCCAUUUAUCAUUUGUUUUCAAAACGCUUACAAAAAGAGGGACCCCAAAAAUGUACCGCGGGACCCCAUUUGUAUGACUUGACGGGGUCCCUGGGACCCCAUUUUGAAAAUUAGAAAAUUCCUAGUGCCAACACUGAUGAAAAAUUGGUGCUUGCAAAACAGCAGCAGGUGGCUGUGGCCUGCGGGCCGGUAGUAAUACUAAUCAAAUAUCCAGAGAUAAUUAAUUCAUUGGUUAAUUUCCAGAAAAAAAUAUUUUGUGGAAAAAAUAUUGUAAAAAAACACAAAUGUGUAAAACUGCCCAAUACUUUGUAUUGUUAAGACAACUUUGCCUUCAUACAUGAUUUUGACAACAAAUAGUAAUAACAAAUAACUUUUUUUUUAAACGAUAUAUUCUAAUUUAUUGAGAUGCACCUCAUUACAUAUUGUAGAUAUUCACACCUCAUGUGCCACAAUGUAGUUUUGCAAGCUAAAUUCAUUAUUCUGGGUGAUUUUUGUACUUUUAGUCACUUGAAGCAAUACAUUAAAUGAAAAUGUACAUCUUAAUAAUCAUGUGCAUAAAAUGUACCCUAUUAAAUAAUUAAAAGAAUAUAUAUUUUUGAAAACUGAUGAUUUACUUGUAACGUUUAACUGCUUUAAGUCUAUUUCCGUAAAACUACAUUGUUGGCACUCGGGUUACUUUAAGUAAUUAUUAUUGCCACUUUUUUUUUUACUUGUAUUCUGGGUGCUAUCAUUUCUUUCGUCUUUUUUUUUUUGUAAAGUAAUUUCCGUCCCCCAUAAUGUUUAGUUAUUUGUGUUUAUGUGUGUAAUGUUUUGUCAGCGUUCACAUCAUAGUGAAGAAUGUAGCUUCUUCUGUGAAGAGACAACUGCAAUCUGAGCCUUUUCUUUUUUUAACAUUGUAAUACAAAAAUAAAAUGUGGUUGCGUUGAGGAAA
This is a messenger RNA of Nerophis ophidion (straightnose pipefish), 3370 nucleotides long. RefSeq names its product ephrin A4. The coding region runs from base 291 to 893 and encodes 200 amino acids. The record is from RefSeq and is a predicted model, not a curated record. Gene Ontology annotation, molecular function: ephrin receptor binding. NCBI's taxonomy places the organism in Eukaryota, Metazoa, Chordata, Actinopteri, Syngnathiformes, Syngnathidae. Gene Ontology annotation, cellular component: plasma membrane. The transcript has 5 exons. Gene Ontology annotation, biological process: ephrin receptor signaling pathway; axon guidance.